Messenger RNA from Lachancea meyersii CBS 8951, 1386 nucleotides. The record is from the annotation of a GenBank genome assembly. NCBI's taxonomy places the organism in Eukaryota, Fungi, Ascomycota, Saccharomycetes, Saccharomycetales, Saccharomycetaceae.
AUGAGUAACUCGCUCGAAGAACGGUUGCGUAUAAAUUCAAGCGCCUUCGAUGGCCUGCUGUCACUAAUACCAGCUAAGUACUACUACGACGAUAAAACCCAGGAACAGUGGAAACAGAAGAAAAAGAGUAAAGCGCAAUCUAAGCUGGAUAAGCGUAGCAAGCUGGAUCCCGAACUGCAAAACGAGGAAUCCGCGUCAGCCCUCGAAAUUAAAGCCCAAAGAGAAAAAGACGGACAACCUGUGGUGCUUCCGGGAUCCAAAGCGGUACCGCAAGCGAGCGACAGCUCAGAUGAAGUAGAAGAGGACGAGGAAGAAGAAGAAGAAAUAGAAGAGGAGGAGGCAGAAGGUGAUGAAGACCAGGGGAGGUCAGAAACAGAAAACUCAAAAUCUACAUCAGUUCAGGAUGGAAAAGAUCUGCAGAUCCCCCAAGCUGCUAAUGCAGGCCCCGCUUCGGAAGACGAAGAAGCGAUAGACGUGAUCUUCGACGACGAGGGCAAUGAAGUGGGCAACGAAGUCAACUCCCAGACCACCCAGGUCCCCAAGGAGGACACUAAAGCUAGCAAAUCAGAUUCUAACAAAACUCCAAAGGCGGACCGGAAAGAAAACUUGGCAAAACUACGUGCUAAACUGCAAGAAAAAAUCCAAUCACUCAAAGAGAGACGGAAGGCACCUGGAACCUCGGUAUCAGGAGCCCCCAGCUCGCGUGAAGCCAUCUUGGAGCAACGCAAGCGCAAACAAGAACAGAAACGGAAACGGUCCGAGUUAGACAAGGCUAAACAAGACGAAUCUAGCGACAAUGAGUCGUCUGAUAGUGAAGCAGAAGAAGAGACCGAUGUGGUUGUUAAAAAGAGAAAAACCGGUGACGAAGAUCUAACUAAGGACCUCAUGUUCCAGAAUAUCGAGUUUGACGACGGCUCCCGCGCAACCUCUGACCUCCAGCGUCUGCGGAAGUCCAGCAAUAAAAAGGGACCAGCCAAGAACGACAUCAAGGCCCAUUUGCAGGCCUCGGAACUGAGACGUGCCAAGCUCGAAGAAAAGGACGAACUCGAGCAAAUCAAACAGAAGGAAAAAGAGAAAUGGCAGCGUGCCAUGCUACAAGCCGAAGGCGAGAAAUUCAGAGACGGCGAAAAACUGUUACGCAAAGCCCUGAAGCGCAAGGAAGCAAAGAAACGCAAGUCAGCAGUCGAGUGGCGUGAGCGUAAAGAAAGUGUCGCCACAGCCAUUUCCGACAAGCAAAAGAGACGCGAAGAGAACCUACAAAUACGGAAGGACAACAAGGGCAAGAAGAGAUCUCAUCAGGAAAAAAUGAAGCGUGGCAUUAAAGGAGUAAGGCCUCAAAAGCGGGCUGGUUUCGAAGGGCGCCUUAAGAGUCAAAAAAAGCGCUAA